UGGGCCAUUGCGGCCAUCAUCAACCUACAUAUAGAAUACAAUGUUCGUUUAGGAUUGAUAGUGCCCACCGCUAAAGCGACUGUCACCUUCGGCGAUUAGAUUUAUUACGAAUCUUUAGAUGUGCCGAUCUUGGCCAAUAUGUCGCAACUUACAGAGGCGCUCGAGAACGUCAAAGCGCUCACGUUCGACGUCUUCGGGACCGUCGUAGACUGGCGCUCAACAGUGCACGGAGAACUCAUCAGAAGAGCCCGAGAAAAGAUUGCAUCGUCAGCCUUUCACGAACUUUCCGAACCGCUCCAAGAGCGUUUGAAGAGUAUCUCGGACGAAGACUGGGACACUUUCGCACAGGAAUGGCGAGAUACGUAUGUCGAGUUCACUCAUUCUUUUGUGCCGGGGAAGACAGAGUGGAAGGACAUCGACGCGCAUCAUUACGAUAGCCUCGAGGCAUUGCUACACAAAUGGGGCGUGGCAGGUAUGUACACGGGGGAAGAGACUCGCUCGCUAAGUCGCACAUGGCACUACCUGAGACCGUGGGACGAUUCGGCCGUAGGCAUCCAGAAACUCGGGACACGAUACGUCACGGCGACAUUGUCGAAUGGGAAUCGAUCCUUGCUGGAGGAUCUCAACGAGCACGGGGCCCUUGGCUUCAAACAGAUCAUAUCGACUGCGGACUUCGGUGCCUAUAAGCCGCAUCCGUCUACAUAUCGGGGCGCGGUUGACGCCCUCGACUGUGCGCCCAAUGAAGUAGCGAUGGUAGCCGCGCACCUUGGAGAUCUUGAUGCAGCCAGGGCAAAUGGGCUUCGGACGAUUUACGUCGAGCGAGCUGGCGAGGAGUCGCAUAACGAUAGCCGGUGGCAGGAUGCACGAGACUGGGUGGACUUGUGGAUUUCGCGAGAAGACGAAGGAUUUGUCGAACUGGCAAGGCGACUGGGUAUACCCUGAAGCCGGGACGUGACUUCACUACUACCCGAAUAUCUAGCAAAGUUCAGCUUCGUGGUAAAUGCGGCGUGGGCACUGUUGGAGGGAAAGGGUAAUAAAAGCAAUAUAUGGGAUGCAGGUGAGCUGCGAUGUAGGCUAGAGGGGCACAUACUCGAUAUUAUAAGCCACCUGCGGCAACCAUCAUCCACAGUAGUAAGGGGUGAAUAGAGCAUGGUGACAGUACCGGCAUCACCUAGACAGAUCUAGACAGAUGUAAUAUCAGAAAGAAUGCCGUGUGACAGUCUUGGGCCUGAUCUGGUAGGUUCAGGGGCUCUUCGGUUCGACGUGCUUCGUCCUCCACAAGCUACCAGCGCAUUAUCAAUAUGUUACUAUCAUAUGAAGGAGCGGGGAUCCGUGGGCGCAAGCUAGAGGUA
Messenger RNA from Xylaria bambusicola, 1352 nucleotides. Its product is annotated as HAD-like domain-containing protein. Gene Ontology annotation, molecular function: hydrolase activity, acting on halide bonds, in C-halide compounds. The coding region runs from base 139 to 942 and encodes 267 amino acids. The record is from RefSeq and is a predicted model, not a curated record. Lineage: Eukaryota; Fungi; Ascomycota; Sordariomycetes; Xylariales; Xylariaceae. The transcript has 4 exons.